Molecule: messenger RNA, 1423 nt
Organism: Cherax quadricarinatus
Lineage: Eukaryota; Metazoa; Arthropoda; Malacostraca; Decapoda; Parastacidae
Source: RefSeq, a predicted model, not a curated record
AUAAGUGAACCCCAUCCCUGGCAUACAUGUCAUUUCGGUCAUAGAAGUUGUCCCAGUUGUCAAUGAAUGGUACUGCAUUAUCCUUACAGUGUUUAUCCAGCCAGCAAUUAAUACCAAUUGCUCUGGACAGCCAUUCAUUUCCAACAUCCCUUCUUGGCAAAAUGCCACAUAUAACAGGGCGCCCCCCCUUCUUCCUAAUUAUAUCUAUUGCUGUCUUGAACCUUCUAAGUCCUCACUUCUGCGCUUGCCUACAUCAUUGCCUCCAGCACUGAGGCAGAUAAUGGGAUUGAUCCCAUUACCGUUCAUGAUGUUGUCAAGCCGGCUAACAAUGUCCUCCAUCCCAGCCCCAGGAAAGCAAACUCUGUCUCCUACUUCUGUCCUUCAAGCAGAAAGCCCUAUCCAUAUAUCUAACCUGGCUAUCCCCAACAACAAUAAUAUUCUUACCUUCCUUGGCGUCGUUUGUAGUGGCGUUCCCAGUAUUCAACUCACAUUCGUCGGGUAGCACCGAGAAUGCAUUGGAUGUUUCCACAACAGUUUCCACAGCAGUCUCUUUCUUCUUCGUCGUCUCUACCUUUCCAUUAGUCUUCUUGAUCGUCAACUUCGUCUUAUGCUGUCCAGCCACUGUCCACGUUCCCUUCUUGACCUGAGGACUCGAAAAUGGAGGACUACUACGAAUCCUCUUGUUUUCCUCAGUCAAUCGCCGUAUCUCUAUCUUCGCUACCCUCUAUGCAUGUCCAGUAAAUUAAACACUAACAGUUGGAUUUUAUUCAGAAUGUAUUUAAUGACUCUCAUGCAUAACAGAGCCUUUAGUGCACAUUCUAUGUAGAAGAAACCAGGACUGUAAUCAACCAUCUCAAACCUAAUGAUGGACCAGUAGGCAGACUGCAGUGCUCAGCUCCCUGGAUCAUCAAGACCUGGCAUUCACUUCUUUAUUUUCAAUCUUUACAUUGUUCUUGCCCCACUUACCACGAGUAUAUAUGAGGCGUUAUAAAGAAUAAGCGCCACCAUGGCCAAAAUCCGGGCUGGCCGGGCAGCAUGACCUCAGUGUCUUCAGAUUUCUGGCUAGCCAAUCAUUUUCCUGGAAUGCAAAUCAAUGGAAGAAUGUCAGCUGUGCGGCGCUUCUUCUGUCUUUUUGUGACCUUCGACUUUCUCUUCACUGGCCUGUUUUGGGCCAUAUGUGUGCUGAUUGAACACCAAGGAAAGUAUGAGGCUCUAGUGGAAGAAAUAAUAUAUUAUAACAUCAGUUCUUCAAUAUUUGACAUUGUGAUGGUUGCUGCUUCCAGAUUCAUCGUUCUCCUGCUCUUCUACGCCUUGCUGCACAUCAACCACUGGUGGAUGGUUGCUAUAACCACUGCUGGUAGCUGUGCAUUUUUCAUCAGCAAGAGUUUAAUGUAUAAGGUAGAGUAGCUGUUACUGUUAGUGA